AUGAAUGACUUGCCUCAAAUGCCCACGCCUUAUCAGCAGCAUCAACACCAGCAUGGAAACAAGAAACCGCAGCAGCAGCAGUAUCAAGACCAACAGCAAAGCUUGAACGGUCAGAAAAUAAGUUAUAGACCACCGCCACAACAAGUGUCAAGCAGAACAGGCUCGCAGACGUUUCAACAACCUCCUGGCCAUGUGAUACCGCAGCAACAGCCCCAAUAUCAAUACCAGCCGGCACCUAAUCCCGAUUACUCUCGCCAACAGCAACAACAGCAACGACACCAUCACCACCACCACCACCAACAGCAGCAGCAGCAGGUAUCUCCGCAGCCGUUAUACCAACAACAACCACCACCACCGCAACAACAACAUGUUUACCAGCCAAUGCCACAACCGCAACCACCGCUACAUAUGCAACCCUCAUACAGCCAGCUGCCGCCCGCUCACCCCGGAGCAUACAAUCCACAAGCAUCCCAACUGUUGAACCGACAGUACCAGAGUUAUCUGCAAUCGGGCCAGAUCACUAAUCCGCAGCAGUUUGAUCCAAUGCAGCAGGAACCAAGCGGCGUGAGCAAGAAACCACCACCACCAUCAUCAUCAUCAUCGCAGCAAACAAUACACUCUCCCCCUAUUCACAGUUCCAAACCUUCAAAUAGAUCAAAAGAAUCACUAGCCACUGAUAAAAGCCUCACGUCGAAGCAGAAGCUAGGAAUUGAAUUGCGAAGCGUCUUUGAAAAAGUGGAUGUGAAUAAAAGUGGCAAAAUCUCAGCUAAGGAAUUGUCCUAUGCGCUCUUGAAUUUCGACCACACAAGGUUCCAGGAAUCAACCAUCAAGCUCAUGCUCAACUUAUUCACAAAUAGAAACGACGCAUCCUCAUCGUCGUCGUCGUCAACCCCGUCUUACAAUUCCAACAAGUCGCUAAAUUUCGAACAAUUUGUUUCGCUUUGGAAGUACCUCUCGGCUUAUAAGAAGUUGUUUAUCCAAGCAGAUUCAAACAAAUCGGGCGACAUCUCAUUUGGUGAGUUUCAGAAAAUCCUCGAGCAGAUUGGCUACAAGUUGGACAUUGAUCUAGUGCUUCACUUGUUUUCCAAAUACAGUGUCAAGGACGACGGACAAGUGGGGAGACUCAAAUUCGACUCCUUUAUCGAGCUUUUGGUGUACUUGCGGAAACUAACUGACAUUUUCAAAAAGUACGACAAGAGUCUCUCGGGAACUGCCACGAUUGGGUUCUCCGAUUUUCUAUUCGAGAUAAGUAACAUGACAUGA
Molecule: messenger RNA, 1263 nt
Organism: Lodderomyces beijingensis
Lineage: Eukaryota; Fungi; Ascomycota; Pichiomycetes; Serinales; Debaryomycetaceae
Source: the annotation of a GenBank genome assembly